This is a messenger RNA of Camelina sativa (false flax), 1083 nucleotides long. Lineage: Eukaryota; Viridiplantae; Streptophyta; Magnoliopsida; Brassicales; Brassicaceae. The record is from RefSeq and is a predicted model, not a curated record.
AAGAGUUUUUCAAAGAAGAAGCUCAGUUAGCAGCAGCAGCUUCAAUGGCGGAUUCAACAAUCUUACCAACGUUAGUAGACCCGCAGUCUCAUUCUUAGAGUCACAUCCCUAAGCUCGAAGAUUUUCUCGGUGAUUCUUCUUCGAUGGUUCGUUACUCAGACAACAGUCAAACCGAAACACAAGACUCUUCCCUCACUAAAAUCUACGAUCCACGUCACAACCACAACCACAACCAAAACAGCUUCUACUCCGAUCACCACGAUUUCAAAACCAUGGCCGGUUUUCAAACCGCUUUCUCUACAAACUCCGGUUCUAAGGUCGAUGACUCUGCUUCAGUCGGAAGGACUCAUCUCGCUGGAGAGUAUUUGGGUCACGUUGUUGAAUCUUCUUCCGGACCGGACCUAGGGUUUCACGAUGGAUCUAAUAACACCAACACCACUGGCGGAGCUUUGUCACUUGCGGUUAACGUUAACAACAGUACUAAUCAGCAUCAUAAUGAUAAUGAGAUUACUAAUCAUCAUUACCAUGGUGGUGGUGAGAGAAACAAAAACAACAACAACGAGAACAACGAGAAGCCAAUCGUGGCUGUUGAAACAUUGGAUUGUUCUAACAAGAAGAUCACUGAUACGUUUGGACAAAGGACUUCGAUUUACAGAGGUGUUUCUCGACAUAGAUGGACGGGAAGAUAUGAAGCUCAUCUAUGGGAUAAUAGUUGUAGGAGAGAAGGUCAGGCCAGAACUAGAGAUGAUGAGAGAAAGAUUUGCGAAGCUAUUGCUUGGUGAAGAUAUGUCGGGAAGCGGGAAAGGAGUUUGUACAGCUGUUACUGUCUCAAAUUCCAUAACCAAUCUUUAUGCGACUGUGUUUGGACAGAGUUUAAGGUUACAACCAUUGAGUACAGAGAAGAAAGAGUUGUGGAAGCGAGAGAUGAAUUGUUUUAUGUCUAUUUGAAGUCUAUAAAAAAGUUCGUCUCUCUUUGGUUUUGGCUCAAGUAAGUGCAAUCCAAGAAAAGAUUCAUGAAACAUGUAGAGGUGAGGCAGGUGGACUCUUCUCUGUGAGGGUUCGCACUGUGGAUGUGUUUAAAGG